GUAAUGGAAGAUCCAUCAAGCGAUAGUGGGCAAUCAACAAACGGCGCUGAGCCUGAGCUGGACCCCAUGGAAUUGUAUGACAAUGAAGAGAGCAGAUCCCAUACUGUGGAUGAUUCAAAUGGACAGUCUUCUAUGGAUGUUGACAGAAAACAGCUUUCUGUGGAUGCUGAUAUGAAUGGGAAACCAUCCUUGGAUGGUGACGGUAAGGGAAAGUACUCCGAGUCACAUGCAGAAGUUCCAAUUGACAUGAGCUUGGGAAGCCUAGAGAGGUUCUGCAAGGAAGCAUCAAGGUCAUUUUUUGAUGAGGUUGGUUUGAUUAGCCAUCAGAUAAAUUCCUACAACGAGUUUGUCUCGCAUGGGUUCCAGGAGCUAUUUGAUUCGCUUGGAGAAGUGACUGACGAGCCAGGUUAUGAUUCCUCAAAGAAAGGAACUGUUGGUGGUUGGAGGCGUGCCGUCAUCAGGUUUGGCAGAGUGAAACUGGGAAAGCGUGUAUUUUGGUCUGACAAAGAUGAUAUUGAUGAGGAGUCACUUAAGCUGAAGCCUAGACAUGCUCGCGUCCAAAAUAUGACAUAUUCCUCCAAAAUGGAAGUAGAAGUGCAUCUUCAGGUCAGCAGUCUUCAUGUUCUUUAUAUUCUAUAA
Hordeum vulgare subsp. vulgare (domesticated barley) is the source of this 639-nucleotide messenger RNA. Its product is annotated as DNA-directed RNA polymerases IV and V subunit 2-like. The record is from RefSeq and is a predicted model, not a curated record. The transcript has a single exon. Gene Ontology annotation, biological process: DNA-templated transcription. Gene Ontology annotation, molecular function: DNA binding; DNA-directed RNA polymerase activity. NCBI's taxonomy places the organism in Eukaryota, Viridiplantae, Streptophyta, Magnoliopsida, Poales, Poaceae. The coding region runs from base 4 to 639 and encodes 211 amino acids.